AUGCAACGCCGCUUGCAGUGUUGUUUAAUGCGUGUAGCGCGCUUACAUUCGGCAGCAUUGAUGCAUAAUACAAAUGGUUGGCUUAUGAUAUCUUGCAGAACCGUACACAUUACAGAGAGUGAGGCACAGUCGUUGGUACAUUUGUCUGAGGCGCUUUUUUCUGAUGAGGCAAAUGCUCUGGGAGUAUGUCUACCCGAUACCAGCCUUAACCUUGACGGAGAAAGUGGGGAAGGGGAUUUAUAUACUGAGACACUCACAACAGAGAAGUAUAUGGAUGUGCUCGUUAGUUCACCAACACAAAUAGAUACGAGGGGAAAUGUUUCUGCUUCAUCAACGGAUCUGAUGAUGCCGCUUACGCAAGCGGUGCAAGAACUGAAGUUAUGUCAGCAAAGAGAAGAUCAGCGAGCCAUUUCUGCAGCGCUUUCAACAGCCAUGUGUGCGUUGAUGGGAAGUAGUUCAUCUCCUUCCAGUGCUGCUGCAGCUGAGUUAUUGUUAGCCGGUGCAGACUUGAAAGCAAUCAUUUCUGAUGGUACUAUUCGACAUAUGUGCAUUGAGGAUAAAUGCAUGAGUCGAUGUGAUUUUUCCACUUUGUCACUACUUUCUGUACAGGCAAAUCGCGUGGAUUUCUCGCGCAGUCUCUUUUAUGCUGCUGCCUUCCAUAAUUGUGUGUUUAGGAACUGCUCUUUUGAGGGGUGUGUACUGAAGGAACUCCGAUGUUUAGGAGAUGUGUGUUUUGAUGGAUGCUCCUUUUGUUUUGCGAACAUAUCGUUACGUAUACCUCAUGAGAAACCGAGGCGUAUUUCGGUAUCUUCGGCUGCCACAGAAGGCGUGGGAAGGUAUUCUGCGGAACAUGCUGUGAUAUUUAACCGCUGUGAUUUUGACCUCUGUGAUUUUGAUGGUUGUGAUACCCUUCCUGCAUCUUGCUUUACGAACUGCACCAAUACUCACCUCGCCGCCAAAUUUUCGUCAUGUGUGAGAACAUCAUAA
This is a messenger RNA of Trypanosoma brucei brucei TREU927, 987 nucleotides long. RefSeq lists its product as hypothetical. The record is from RefSeq and is a predicted model, not a curated record. Bases 1 to 987 code for a protein of 328 amino acids. NCBI's taxonomy places the organism in Eukaryota, Euglenozoa, Kinetoplastea, Trypanosomatida, Trypanosomatidae. The transcript has a single exon.